This is a messenger RNA of Penicillium maclennaniae, 1302 nucleotides long. Its product is annotated as NAD(P)-dependent oxidoreductase. The record is from RefSeq and is a predicted model, not a curated record. NCBI's taxonomy places the organism in Eukaryota, Fungi, Ascomycota, Eurotiomycetes, Eurotiales, Aspergillaceae. Gene Ontology annotation, molecular function: oxidoreductase activity; NADP binding; NAD binding. Bases 1 to 1302 code for a protein of 433 amino acids. The transcript has 3 exons.
AUGUCUAAACCCGCCGUCGGCUUCGUCGGCCUUGGAGCUAUGGGCUUCGGCAUGGCCACUCAUCUCGUGAAGGAGGGAUACCCCGUUCAUGGAUACGAUGUGUUUCCAGCUUCGGUCGAUCGGUUCAAGGCUGCUGGUGGAAUACCGGCUUCAUCGCUGAAGGAAUCUGCCGAUGGCAAGCCGUACUACAUUUGCAUGGUGGCAUCUGCGCCUCAGGCACAAUCUGUUCUGUUCGGUGAGGACGGUAUUGUUUCUGUCCUUCCCCCAAAUGCGACCCUUCUCCUUUGCUCCACCGUGCCAGCUUCGUACGCCAAGUCUGUAGCCGCAGAAUUACAAUCUUGUGGUCGCGGUGAUAUCCAAUUCAUUGAUGCGCCCGUCUCUGGUGGUGCCAAGCGCGCUGCCGAUGGUACUUUGUCUAUCAUGGCGGGCGCAUCUGAUGCCGCGCUGGAGAGCGGCCGAUUCCUUCUCGAGACCAUGUCCGAUUCGGACAAGCUUUAUCUGGUGCCUGGCGGAAUUGGCGCAGGGAGCAAUAUGAAGAUGGUGCACCAGGUUCUGGCUGGGAUUCAUAUCUUGGGUGCUAGCGAGGCGAUGGGCUUCGCUGCGCAAUUGGGUCUGGAUGCGCACAAGACGGCCGAUGCUAUUAAAUCGGGAGAUGCGUGGUCGUGGAUGCAUGAAAACCGUCUUCAGCGUAUGCUGGAGGAGGAUUGGCAUCCUGGUGCGAGUGCUUUGACUAUCAUCUUGAAGGACGUGGGUAUCAUCACUACGUCUGCUCGCCAGAAUCAGUUCCCCACUCCGCUUUGCUCGACAGCUGAGCAGGUCUACCUGUCUGCUCUUCUUCAAGGCUACGGAUCCGUCGAUGACUCCUCCAUGGUCCGCCAGUAUUACCCCCAGCCCAUCUUGAAGGUCUCGAGCACCAAGUCCAUCGAAGAGACUGCCGAAGCACAACAGCUUGUCCUCGACUUGAUGCAGCUAACGAACCUCGUCGCAGCAGCCGAAGCUAUCGCGUUUGCUCGCCAUCUCAAAGUCGACCUCAAGCAAUUCUUCACACUUGUUAGCGAUGCCGCUGGUUCAAGUCGCCAGUUCAUGACCCUGGGAUUGGAGAUGAUUGAGGGUCGUGUUGGUCAGAACUCGGAAACUAUCAACGAUGUAAUCCUACGCUUGGAGAAGGCUGUGCAGAAGGCACGCGACUUGCACUGUCCCUUGCAUCUGGGAAAUGCGGCGAUGAGUGUUUUGUUCAUGGCGAAGAAGGCUGGAUAUGGUGCUGAGGGAAGCACUAGUGUGAUUAAAGUGUUUGGAAACUAG